AGCGCAGUGUAGUGGAAUGUAGUUGCCAUUAGUGGGAGUUGAAGUGUGGCUGGCUAACAGUUAGCCACACUAAGUUGAGUUUGAGCUGAAGAAAAGAAGAAGAGGAAUGAAAACAUGCCUCACUUCACAGUCGUACCAGUAAAGGAUCAGGCUCAGUCCAGCUAUGACAGUUUGGAAGGGAUUAACUGGGUUGAUUACAGGGACACUGGACAGGACUGCCCUGACAAUCAAGAUGGUGCUGAUGGACAUGGGAAUCAUAAAGAGGACAGCCCUUUCCUUAGCAGUGCUGAUACCUCUGGCAGGAGAAAUGACUUCUAUGACAGAAACCUGGCAUUAUUUGAGGAAGAGCUUGACAUCCGGCCGAAGGUUUCCUCUCUGCUCAGCCGCUUGGUCAACUACACUAAUAUCACACAGGGAGCCAAGGAGCAUGAAGAGGAAGAAAGUGCUGAGGCCUCACGGAGGAAGACCCCCAAGUCCCCCAACAUGGGAACUCUGAUGGGCGUCUACCUGCCGUGUCUCCAGAACAUCUUUGGGGUCAUUCUCUUCCUUCGACUCACUUGGAUUGUGGGAAUGGCCGGCAUCAUACAGUCCCUUCUGAUCGUCCUGAUGUGCUGCUCAUGUACAAUGCUAACAGCCAUAUCUAUGAGCGCUAUUGCUACUAAUGGUGUAGUUCCAGCUGGAGGGGCAUAUUUCAUGAUCUCACGCUCACUUGGCCCUGAGUUUGGAGGAGCAGUGGGGCUCUGCUUCUACUUAGGCACCACCUUUGCCUCUGCAAUGUACAUUCUUGGAGCCAUUGAAAUCUUCUUGAAAUAUCUGGUUCCUCAGGCAGCUAUUUUUCACUCCACCGAUCACCUUGGCCGUGACAGUGCCCUGCUAAACAACAUGCGAGUGUAUGGAACGCUGUGCCUCAGUCUCAUGGCUGUGGUGGUUUUUGUUGGGGUCAAAUAUGUCAACAAGUUGGCCUCCCUUUUCCUGGCUUGUGUUAUUAUCUCAAUUGUCUCCAUCUAUGCUGGGGCAAUAAAAUCCAUGACUCAUCCACCAAAAUUCCCGAUAUGCAUGUUGGGCAACAGGACUUUGGUGAGAGAUGGCUUUGAUGUAUGUGCUAAAACUGAGGUGAAGGGGAACAUUACAGAGCCCAGUCAACUGUGGAAUCGGUUCUGCGUUGGUGGGAACUUGAGCAGUGCUCAGUGUGAUGACUAUUUCAUCCAGAACAACGUGACAGAGAUACAGGGCAUCCCUGGACUGGGCAGUGGGAUUAUCAGAGAAAACAUGUGGAGCAACUACUUACAGAAGGGCGAGAUUUUGGAAAAGGCAGGGCUGCGGUCAGUGGAUGCUCAUAGUCCCUUAGAGAACUUUGUCAACUACGUGUCGGCGGACAUUGCUACAUCCUUUACACUUUUGGUGGGGAUCUUUUUCCCAUCUGCCACAGGUAUCAUGGCAGGCUCCAACAGAUCCGGUGAUCUCAGGGACGCUCAGAAGUCCAUUCCCGUGGGAACAAUUUUAGCCAUUACGACUACUUCUCUUGUUUAUUUAAGUUCUGUAGUCCUGUUUGGGUCCUGUAUAGAAGGAGUAGUCCUGAGGGACAAAUUUGGAAAUGCUGUCAAACAGAACCUUGUUGUUGGCACUCUCUCCUGGCCAUCUCCUUGGGUUAUUGUCAUUGGCUCUUUCUUCUCUACUGUUGGAGCGGGCCUGCAGUCCCUCACUGGUGCGCCACGGCUUUUACAAGCUAUUGCCAAGGACAACAUUAUUCCCUUCCUUAGGGUGUUUGGCCAUGGAAAGGCUAAUGGAGAGCCAACGUGGGCUCUGCUGCUCACUGGCCUUAUAGCUGAGCUGGGGAUACUGAUUGCCUCGCUGGACAUGGUUGCUCCCAUCCUGUCCAUGUUCUUCUUGAUGUGCUAUCUCUUUGUAAACUUGGCUUGUGCAGUGCAAACUCUAUUACGGACACCCAACUGGAGGCCAAGAUUCAAAUAUUACCACUGGGCGUUAUCGUUCCUUGGCAUGAGUAUGUGUCUGGCUCUCAUGUUCAUAUCCUCCUGGUACUAUGCCAUAGUGGCCAUGGGCAUUGCAGGAAUGAUCUACAAAUACAUUGAAUACCAAGGGGCAGAGAAGGAGUGGGGAGAUGGAAUAAGAGGACUGUCUCUCAGUGGUGCACGUUAUGCCCUGCUGAGGCUGGAAGCUGGACCUCCCCACACCAAGAACUGGAGGCCACAGUUACUGGUUCUGUUGAAGCUAGAUGAGGACCUCCAUGUGAAAUAUCCACGAAUGCUCACCUUCGCCUCCCAGCUAAAGGCAGGAAAGGGCCUGACCAUUGUUGGCUCUGUCAUCCAGGGAAACUUUUUGGACAGCUAUGGGGAAAUGCAAGCAGCUGAACAGGCCAUUAAGAACAUGAUGGAGAUUGAGCGGGUCAAAGGUUUCUGUCAAGUUGUUGUGGCAACUAAGGUACGAGAAGGCAUAGCCCACCUGAUCCAGUCCUGUGGUCUGGGUGGGAUGAAACACAACACUGUGGUGAUGGGUUGGCCAUACGGCUGGAGACAGAGCGAAGACCCUCGAGCCUGGAAAACCUUUAUCAACACAGUCCGUUGCACAACAGCUGCCCACCUGGCCCUGAUGGUCCCCAAAAAUGUGUCAUUUUAUCCAAGCAACCAUGAACGCUUCACAGAUGGGAACAUUGAUGUGUGGUGGAUUGUUCAUGACGGAGGAAUGCUGAUGCUGCUGCCUUUCCUGCUCAAACAGCACAAGGUGUGGAGAAAAUGCAAGAUGCGCAUCUUCACUGUGGCCCAGAUGGACGACAACAGCAUCCAGAUGAAGAAAGACCUGGCCACAUUCCUGUACCAGCUGAGAAUAGAGGCAGAGGUGGAGGUGGUGGAGAUGCACGACAGUGACAUCUCAGCUUACACUUACGAAAGAACACUAAUGAUGGAGCAGAGGUCCCAGAUGUUACGGCAAAUGAGGCUAUCCAGUGCAGAAAGACAAAGAGAGGCCCAGCUGGUUAAAGACAGACACUCACUGGUGCGUAUGGGCAGUCUGUACUCCGACGAAGAGGAGGAUGUGAUGGAGGUUCCUCCUGAGAAAGUCCAGAUGACCUGGACCAAAGAGAAGUGUGAGGCUGAAAGGCGAAACCGAAACAAUGCUCCUGAGAACUUCAGAGAACUCAUGAGCCUCAAACCGGAUCAGUCCAAUGUGCGCCGCAUGCAUACAGCUGUGAAGCUUAAUGAAGUAAUAGUUAACAGGUCUCACGAUGCCCGAUUAGUGCUGCUCAACAUGCCAGGCCCACCGCGCAACACAGAUGGAGACGAAAACUAUAUGGAGUUCCUGGAGGUGCUAACCGAGGGUUUGGAAAGAGUCAUGUUGGUGAGAGGAGGAGGGCGAGAGGUCAUCACCAUCUACUCAUAACCAGCUAGGAUGGUUGUUAUGGGCAGUGACAUACAAAUACAUUCCAACAUGGGACAGAAAGAGACGCAUGCUUUGCUUUUAAGCUUUGAGAUGAGGGUUAGGCACAGAGAGGGGGUUGAGUUAAACUUUUGGGAGCAAAAGAGGUUGAUUCUAUUCUUGUAGAAUAUUUAUAAAUGCUGAAACCUGUCAUCCUGUUCUUUCAUUACGAAUGAAAGCAGUCAUUAGUUUCCUUAGAAUUCACUUUCAGUUGACAAACCUUCGUCAUUUGCGUGGGCUGUACAUCAAACAGUGUCUUGUCAUGAACCUGUAUUUUACUGUUUGGCCUGCAAAUCAAACAGAAGCAAGAGCUGCCAGAUCUCAUGUCAGAGCUUGUUGUAGCAACUUUUGUCUACUAGACAAAAAUGUAUUUCUUUACCCCCAUGAAGCUAUAAAAAUCUCAAUCUGUAGUCUUUCACAUCAAUAAAUUCCUUCUCACAGACAAAUACAUAUUAAGAACAUAUAAGGAUGCACAAUUUUACACCUUAAGAGUGGUAAUAUGAUUUCAAUCGAUUCAUCUUUUAAAUGACUACGCACAUACACAAGCAUAUGGUUACUUUAUUGUUCCGAUUGGAGAAGCUUUAAAAAACUAAAAAUGUUCUGAGGCCAAUCAUUAUUUGCAGUAAAAAGGUUCAUUCUACUUGUUUGAUGAAGGCCAGGCACAUCCUAAGUUACCUAAAUCAGCCUGGGUUCCAGUGUCACUGCAGGGGGAAAUAAAGAUGGAACAUUGUGUUUGUAAGACCAAGGUAAUUUUACAGUCAUGCAGCUGCAACAUUAUAGAACCUAAAACUUUAUCAUAUACCUAAAUUCACACCUGAUGCUCUUUCUGCAAUGAGACAACUAGUGGAGGUCUAAAGGUUCAUGCCAGUAAGUGUGGUUAUAAAAACACUAAAAAACACCUAAAUGUAUCUGCACUGCACUGAAUUCCUUCAAAAGUAGUUUGUUACAUCUGAACAGCUACCAAAACAAAUCUGCUUUUCAGUAACAUAUUGGAUGUUGUUCCCACAAUCCAUUCCAGCAAUACUGCCAGGAAUAAGGUGGAUAAUAUGAAUACUAAAUUAGAUCGUCAGAAGAUCUUUUAGCAAAUUGUUUUCUUAAAGGGCACUGCUGCCUCCAGGCAACCCAAUCAUGGUAAGAUGACAUAAUAAAAAAAUGUAAAGUCAUUGUUUACAUGACUGAGGUUUUUUAAUUAUUUGGAAAGCCUUAGAAUAAAAUUCCAAAUCUGUGUUUGACUGUUGGUAUCCGUUUCACUUUAAGAUGGGAGUCAGUGCAGGUAGAAGAAAAACAGCUAGAAAAACUAGCAGCAAAAACUUAAAAGUAUUUUCUUUUGAAAGAAUAUUCUUAUUUAUUCUUUUCAAGAAUAGAAGUAUUUAUAUUAUUUAUUUUCGGAAUAUUCCCCUCUAUCACUACAGAUACACUUUAUGAGACAUCGCCUGAUUUUGACUACAGACAAGUUUUUAAGAAAUAUGAUUCAUAUAUUUCUGCUGUUGAAUAGAAAACAUAAAAAGCUAUUUGUCGAUGUUUUAUGAAUGUUUUUAUUUAGCAAAUUUGGAAACUAUGAUAAGAAGUGUGGCUUAAGUUAAAGAUUAUUUUCAAGAGUUGGUGUAAUAGGUUUUCGUUGUAUUUAUAUUACAAUUUCUGUUUUGCAACUAAAAUGAAUUUGCUUUAUAUACAUACCAACAUGUUGUUCCUGUUUCACAGCAAGUAUAGUCCAAAAUAUUUCAGUUCAUUACAAACGAGAUACUCUGCUUAGGUGUGAUAUGAUCAUUUUAUUAUGUUUUUCUUCAUAACUGAUAACAAAAUAACCUAAAAUUAGAAAAUAACUUUUGGGAUACUCAGUUAUUCUCAGAAACACAACUUUGCUUAUUUAAAGAGUUUCUCUAACAAUAAUCUUUUUGUUUCCUGCUAUAUGCACAACAGAACCGUUAUUUCAAUGAUAAAUAAACAUUUGUAUUAAAGAA
Molecule: messenger RNA, 5390 nt
Organism: Poecilia reticulata (guppy)
Lineage: Eukaryota; Metazoa; Chordata; Actinopteri; Cyprinodontiformes; Poeciliidae
Gene: slc12a4
Product: solute carrier family 12 member 4
Biological process (GO): potassium ion homeostasis; cell volume homeostasis; chemical synaptic transmission
Cellular component (GO): plasma membrane
Molecular function (GO): potassium:chloride symporter activity
Source: RefSeq, a predicted model, not a curated record